Molecule: messenger RNA, 4573 nt
Organism: Budorcas taxicolor (takin)
Lineage: Eukaryota; Metazoa; Chordata; Mammalia; Artiodactyla; Bovidae
Gene: HYOU1
Product: hypoxia up-regulated 1
Exons: 26
Coding region: 157-3165 (1002 amino acids)
Biological process (GO): endoplasmic reticulum unfolded protein response; negative regulation of hypoxia-induced intrinsic apoptotic signaling pathway; cellular response to hypoxia
Cellular component (GO): endoplasmic reticulum chaperone complex
Molecular function (GO): ATP binding; ATP-dependent protein folding chaperone
Source: RefSeq, a predicted model, not a curated record
GUGCUAGCUCCGGGGGCGGGUCAGUAGCGGGAGUGAGGGCCGCACGGACGCCGGUGCGCUUGGCCCCGCAGCUCGGUCUCCGGGGUGUUCUCAUGCCUUAGAGGUGGGCUGGGACCAGUUUCCGGGAGUGGGAGCCGCCGUCUUUGGCAGGACACAAUGGCAGCCACAGUCCGAAGGCAGAGGCCGAGGAGGAUAGCCUGUUGGGCCUUGAUGACUGUGCUCUUGGCAGACCUGUUGGCAUUGAGUGACACACUGGCAGUGAUGUCUGUGGACCUGGGCAGCGAGUCUAUGAAGGUGGCCAUCGUCAAACCUGGAGUACCCAUGGAGAUUGUCUUGAACAAGGAGUCCCGGAGGAAAACCCCAGUGACUGUGACCCUGAAAGAAAAUGAACGGUUCUUUGGCGACAGUGCGGCCAGCAUGGCCAUCAAGAACCCAAAAGCAACGCUGCGUUACUUCCAGUACCUCCUGGGGAAGCAGGAGAAUAACCCCCAUGUAGCCCUGUACAAAGCUCGUUUCCCCGAGCAUGAGCUGGGCUUUGACCCGCAGAGGCGGACUGUGUACUUCCAAAUCAGCCCGCAGCUGCAGUUCUCGCCGGAGGAGGUCCUCAGCAUGCUUCUCAACUACUCCCGGUCUCUGGCUGAAGAUUUUGCAGAGCAGCCCAUCAAGGAUGCAGUGAUCACUGUGCCAGCCUUCUUCAAUCAGGCUGAGCGCCGAGCCGUGCUGCAGGCUGCGCGAAUGGCUGGCCUCAAGGUGCUGCAGCUCAUCAAUGACAACACCGCCACUGCCCUCAGCUACGGUGUCUUCCGCAGGAAAGAUAUCAACAGCACUGCCCAGAAUAUCAUGUUCUAUGACAUGGGCUCAGGCAGCACUGUGUGCACCAUCGUGACCUACCAGACAGUGAAGACUAAGGAUGCGGGGAUGCAGCCACAGCUGCAGAUCCGGGGCGUGGGGUUUGACCGUACCCUGGGGGGCCUGGAGAUGGAGCUCCGCCUGCGUGAGCACCUGGCUGGGCUUUUCAACGAGCAGCGCAAGGGUCAGAGAGCAAACGACGUGCGAGAGAACCCUCGUGCCAUGGCCAAGCUGCUGCGUGAGGCCAAUCGACUGAAGACCGUUCUGAGCGCCAAUGCUGACCACGUGGCCCAGAUCGAGGGCCUGAUGGAUGAUGUGGAUUUCAAGGCAAAGGUGACUCGAGCCGAGUUUGAAGAGUUGUGUGCAGACUUGUUUGAGCGGGUCCCUGGGCCCGUGCAGCAAGCGCUGCAGAGUGCAGAGAUGAAACUGGAUGAGAUUGAGCAGGUGAUCCUGGUGGGCGGGGCCACUCGCGUCCCCAAAGUGCAGGAGGUGCUGCUGAAGGCUGUGGGCAAGGAAGAGCUGGGGAAGAACAUCAAUGCCGAUGAAGCCGCCGCCAUGGGGGCUGUGUACCAGGCGGCCGCGCUCAGUAAAGCCUUCAAGGUGAAGCCUUUUGUCGUCCGAGAUGCGGUGAUCUACCCCAUCCUGGUGGAGUUCACGAGGGAGGUGGAGGAGGAGACUGGGGUCCGCAGCCUGAAGCACAAUAAGCGCGUCCUCUUCUCUCGCAUGGGACCCUACCCUCAGCGCAAAGUCAUUACCUUUAACCGCUACAGCCAUGACUUCAACUUCCACAUCAACUACGGUGACCUGGGCUUCCUGGGGCCUGAGGAUCUUCGGGUAUUUGGCUCCCAGAAUCUGACCACAGUGAAGCUAAAAGGUGUGGGCGAGAGCUUUAAGAAGUAUCCCGACUACGAGUCUAAGGGCAUCAAGGCUCACUUCAACCUGGACGAGAGCGGCGUGCUCAGCCUGGACAGGGUGGAGUCUGUGUUUGAGACGUUGGUGGAGGACAGCCCAGAAGAGGAAUCUACUCUGACCAAACUUGGCAACACCAUCUCCAGCCUGUUUGGAGGUGGCAGCACACCAGAUACUAAAGAAAAUGGUACUGACACAGUCCAGGAGGAGGAGGAAGGGCCUGUUGAGGGGAGCAAGGACGAGCCUGGAGAGCAAGCGGAGCUCAAGGAGGAAGCUGAGGCCCCAGCGGAGGACACCUCUUCGCCCCCACCCCCUGAGGCUAAGGGGGCUGCAGCGCCUGAGGGAGAAAAGGCCACAGAGAAAGAUGGCGGGGACAAGCCCGAGGCCCAGAAGCCAAGUGAGAAAGGGGAGGCGGGGUCUGAGGGUGCCCCUCCAGCCCCGGAGGAAGAAAAGAAGCAGAAACCAGCCCGGAAGCAGAGGAUGGUGGAUGAGAUCGGGGUGGAGCUGGUCGUCCUGGACCUGCCUGACUUGCCUGAGGACCAGCUGGCCCGCUCGGCCCAGAAACUCCAGGACCUGACACUCCGGGACCUGCAGAAGCAGGAACGGGAGAAAGCAGCCAACAGUUUGGAAGCCUUCAUCUUUGAGACCCAGGACAAGCUGUACCAGCCUGAGUACCAGGAAGUGUCAACCGAGGAGCAGCGUGAGGACAUCUCUGGGAAGCUCAGUGCCACGUCCACUUGGCUGGAGGAUGAGGGCUUUGGGGCCACCACAGCGAUGUUGAAGGAGAAGCUGGCUGAGCUACGGAAGCUGUGCCACGGGCUGUUUUUUCGAGUGGAAGAGCGCAAGAAGUGGCCCGAACGGCUGUCUGCCCUGGAUAAUCUCCUCAAUCAUUCCAGCAUGUUCCUCAAAGGGGCCCGGCUCAUCCCAGAGAUGGACCAGAUCUUCACUGAAGUGGAGAUGACAACAUUAGAGAAAAUCAUCAAUGAGACCUGGGCCUGGAAGAACGCAACCGUGGCCGAGCAGGCCAAGCUUUCCGCCACAGAGAAGCCCGUGUUGCUCUCGAAAGACAUCGAGGCCAAGAUGGCGGCCCUGGACCGCGAGGUGCAGUAUCUGCUCAAUAAGGCCAAGUUCGCCAAGCCCCGGCCCCGGCCCCGGGACAAGAACGGGACCCGGGCAGAGGCUCCCCUCAAUGCCAGUGCCAGUGACCAGAGUGAGAAGGUCAUCCCUCCCCCAGGCCAGACUGAAGACACGAAGCCCAUCCCAGAACCUGAGAAGGAGACUGCAGGACCUGAAGCAGCAGACUCUGAGCCUCUGGAGUUAGGGGGUCCCGCAGCAGAAGCUGAACAGAAGGAACACUCGGAACAGCCAACAGGACAGAAGGGAACUUUGAAGAAUGAUGAACUAUAACCUCCCAGUUCCCCACUCAUCCCUGCCCCCUUCUCUCACCACCUCUAUUUAUUAAACACCAAGGACUGGGGGAGGGUUGGUUCCCCAUCACCCCAGAGGCUUCAGUUCCUCUUCUCUCACCUGCGACUGGAGGUGCGGAGAAGGGGAUGGAAGGGACGGCUUACUGGUUCCUUCUGGAAUAGUUCUGUGGUUCAAAUCGAAAUCGUUCUGUUCCCCAGCCCCACCCACUGGUUCCCUACCCAUCCAGGUCCUAGUUUGGGAAAAAUCACUAUUAUGUCUUAAUUCUUCGCCUGCGGGUAGGUGAGAGCGUGGCCAUCAGUGGUUGGCUGACAGGCCUGCUAGUGGGAAGGGUGUCCUGGGUGGUUAGAGGGUCUCCAGGCUUUUCUGGUUGUCCUUCCCUCCCUUUUCCACCACAAGAUCUAUGCCACACAGGCCAGUGUCUGAAAAACCUUGCUUUUCCGGUUUGGUUUCUGAGCUACUGUCUGUACUUUUGCCUCCUCCAAGGUUUUUUCCCCUAAAAAUCCCCACUCCCAUGCCUCCCUACUGUGGGUCUCCUUGCCUUCCUCUUGCAAGUUGGACAGUCCUCUGCCUCUUGGCCAGAGCCCAUCCAUCUGGACUGCCUAAGUCACUCAAGGUCGACCCCCACCCACACGUACAACCCGAGUGGCCAGAGUAGGCAGGGAGAAAGUGAAGAAGAGAAUCCAGCCGCCUCUCGAGGGAGUGAGAUGUGUAAGAGCGCUGUAGCUCCCCAGCCUGUGGACUCUGGGCCAGGAAGGGCGUGUGAGUGGCUGGCGCAGGGUGCCAGCACUCUGCAAGCGGCUGUUGGAAUCUGCAUCUUCGGUAGCCUGGUACUCCAUGGCCCUCAGACUUCUGCCCCCCUUCUCUCCCUGUUGUUCUGCCCUCUCAGAGCCUUUCCCUCACCCCCUGGCCCCCUGGGCUGACCAAAAUGUGCUUUCUACUGUGAGCCCCUUGUCCCAAGACCCUGGGGGCAGGAGAGUGGCAUGAAUGUAGAACUGCCGUCUCACUCUCUUGAAGGCAGGCCUUGUGGGCAAAGGAGGGUACAGGCUGGCCUUUCUGUAGUACAUUGGUCUGCUGGGAUGGGGGCCCUUUACCCACCACAUGGAUGUCGGGCAGCCUACCUGCCAGGGUUCCAUCUGUAGCAGGAGCCAGGGCUGCCACCCCCACUCCCAGGGCAUGGGGGAGCCUGGUUGUAUCUGUCUCGUCUUUUUUUUCUUUUUCUCUCUUUUUUUUUUUUUUUUUGCCACAUUGGCAGAAAUGUGCCCUAAGGGUCCUAUCCUGUCCUUUAUGUUUGAAUUGUUUCACUAGCAGUUGAGGCUGGUUGGACAGAUUUGAGUCAAAUUGUACUUUGCUCCAUUGUUAAUUGAGAAACUGUUUCAAUAAAAUAUUC